GUAUUUAUUUAGCGACGUGUGUAACGGCUUAGAAAAUGCGAACGACAAACGUUUUAUAAUUAUUUUAUGGACUUCAAAGUUCUGGCUGGUGGGUGGGCGAGUGCUCCUACUCGGAUCGAGUGGCUAUAUAAGCCACGUUACGCGCCCUAAGCCAUCGCAGUUGGCCGCGAGGAUUAACAGGCAUCACCAACACCAGUUCGUCCUUUGGAAAAUGCAGUCCUGGCCGCUUUGGAUUCUGGUCUUAGCCCUCGGGCGUCAGAUUUACGGAGCUAGUGUGGCGGCUCCAGCCACUGGAUUGGACACUGAACUAGGCACAUGUGAACUGCAGCUCUCCAAGUACCGCAGAUUCAUCCUGCAGGCGAUUCUCAGCUUCGAGGAUGUGUGUGAUGCGUACAAUGCACGACCAGGAGGUCAGGAGGAUAACGAGGGCUGGCUCUUCAGGCACUAUGCCCCACCACCGACAUCACAGCGGGGCGAGAUCUGGGCCUUCUUCCGGCUACUGAUGGCCCAGUUCAGUGACACGGAGUUCACCUCAAUCAUCCGGGAUGCGGUCAUCGAACGGUGUCGCAUCAAAUCGCAGCUCCAGCGGGACGAGAAGCGCAACUCGGUGGUCCUGGGCAAGAAGCAAAGGUUCCAUUCUUGGGGCGGCAAGAGGUCCUCCUUACCGUCGGAGUCGGACUACUAAAUAAUGUUUUGUUUUCCACGUAAAUGUAUGCAAAGCCAAGUCGAAAUCCUCACCUAAAUAUCACUUAAUGUCUAAAUAAACUUAAAGAUUGCAAGCCGAGCAGCGGCUAAAA
Molecule: messenger RNA, 797 nt
Organism: Drosophila bipectinata
Lineage: Eukaryota; Metazoa; Arthropoda; Insecta; Diptera; Drosophilidae
Gene: Lk
Product: Leucokinin
Source: RefSeq, a predicted model, not a curated record